Messenger RNA from Pundamilia nyererei, 3298 nucleotides. RefSeq names its product alpha tubulin acetyltransferase 1 (gene atat1). The transcript has 12 exons. Gene Ontology annotation, cellular component: microtubule. Gene Ontology annotation, molecular function: tubulin N-acetyltransferase activity. Gene Ontology annotation, biological process: alpha-tubulin acetylation. The record is from RefSeq and is a predicted model, not a curated record. Bases 278 to 1591 code for a protein of 437 amino acids. Lineage: Eukaryota; Metazoa; Chordata; Actinopteri; Cichliformes; Cichlidae.
GCCAGGGAGUGACUGAGCCGUAGUCAUACAGACACAAUAGAGCUGCAGUCACCAUGUAUAUAGCAAGUGUUUGUAUUUGAAACUAUUAGAGCAAUAUGUAGUAUCUCUCAAAUUCUGUGAGUGCAAUUUCGAAGCGUUGUUCUGGGGCUAUUAUCAGUGAGCUCUGAUGCCUUUGCACUAACAAGCUAUCUUCGUUAGACAGUAGGAGAGUGGCCGUGCACCGUUAGCUAGCUUUAGCCAGUUUGAUAACAUCAUAGCUGCCUUGCCAGUUUUUACUAUGGAGUUUCCUUUUGACAUAAACCAAUUAUUCUCCGAGAGGAUCUCUGUCUUGGACCAGACCUUGGUUGCAGGCCGCAAAUCUGCAGGAAGGCCAGAUCUUCAAGCUCACAUAGCCACAGUUAUUGAUGAACUUGGGAGGGCCUCAGCAAAGGCCCAACAGCUCACAGCACCUAUAACAAGUGCUUCCAAGCUGCAGACCCAGAAGCAUCAGCUCUAUCUUCUUAAGGAUGGAGAGAGCAGCGGGGGACGUGGUGUGGUUGUGGGAUUUCUGAAGGUUGGCUACAAGAAGUUAUUUUUGCUGGACCGGCAGGGUGUGCACGUAGAGGCAGAACCACUCUGUGUUUUGGAUUUUUACAUAGCAGAGAACCUGCAGCGAAAUGGCUAUGGGCUUGAGCUAUUUAACUUCAUGCUACAGCACAAGAAUUUAGAGCCAGUGCUGAUGGCUUAUGACAGGCCUUCACCUAAAUUCCUGUCUUUCCUGGCAAAGCAUUACUGCCUCACGCAGAGUGUUCCUCAGGUCAAUAACUUUGUGGUUUUUGAAGGCUUCUUCCUCAACAGAGCAGCGGCCCAGUUGAGAAAGGUUCCCCCAAAAAAGCCAGACGGAGAGAUCAAGCCUUACUCUUUAAUGGAGAGAGAAGCUGUUCGCCAGGAGCAGAAGAGUCUUCCUUGGCCGUUUGCUCCUCCCCACUCCCCCCAGCGCUCGGUAGCCUCCCAGUGGUCCAAAUCCCUCAGCGUGGGAUGCUCCCCCAGCAGGGCACCCCCUCGAGUCACUCCAACUUCUUCCCCUGGUUGCAACAGGAACCAGAGCCCACAGUCACCUCUCAGCGAUCGCUGCAGAGCAAGACGCACCAGUAGUCAACAGGGUCUAGUUGCGAGAUGCAACUUGUACAGUCGACACAUGGACACCAGAGCUGUUGGACUGCUGCACAGAUGCUCUCCAGCACCAUGUGCCACCUCAGGUCUGAGAGCAGUAGGGGAUCAGUCAUACACAUUGGGAUACAGUAUUCACUCACAACAAAACAGGAACUGGCCUGUCUUGCUUCCACCUCUCUCUACAUCCAAGAAGGACUGCAUAAGCAGCACUACCUCUUUAGACAGGAGAGCAACACACCUGGGCGCAGAUCCUGAAUCCCGUCGUUCUGAAGAGGAGAUGAAGGUUCUGGACAGUUCACAGCUUCCAGCAGGCAACCAGAGACCUCUGUUGUGGGAGAGUGACAGAGUUGAAGACCGGUCAUGGGCUGUGGGGGUGCACUGCUACACUGCCCAGUGGGUGAAGCAGAAGCAGGAAUACAGGAGCACCCGGCCCUGGUGAAUGUGUGACGAUUACAGACUUUAAACAUUAUCAAAAUGUUGAUGCCUAAAAUGCUUUCAGACAUGUUUGAGCCGACUUUUGAGUGUUUGAGAGCCCACGAUGCAACAAUUUCUUUGUGAAGUUUAAGUGCCAAAGUUCAGUUCAGAAAAAAUACACUUCCAGUCUUUCUGGUUUUAGAAAGGCUAUUAUAAUGGCUGCCUUAGUUGGUUUCCCAAACGAGUUCUUCAGCUGUCAACUAGCUCAUCUUUUCUAGUCAACUGCAACUGGAUAAGAUGAACUAAAUGUGGAGCAGUUUUCCGUUGAAGUCAGACUGGCUGCAUCCUUGCUAAUUGAAUAAUUGGCCCAUUAAGUCAGUGGUGUUACUGGCAAGACAGGUCCAGCUAACUCAGGUAGGUUUUUCAUUUUAGUAGCCUUCGCACUGAGCGUUGUUAGGUUCACUUAUUUUGUUGUAUAAAUUGGAGGGAAACAAAGGUUACUAACGUGAUCUUGGUUCAUACUGACUUUUGUAUUUAAUUAAUUAACAAAAUGAAUCCAAUGGAAUUUAUUUGAAUAUGUCAUCGUCCAUUUUCUUGUAUUACUUGGACAGAUUGGAUAGGAUAAUAGCAUGAUCCACUUUCAGUUGAUCACAUUUGGGUUGUUGCAUUUUUUAGCAAAUAUUUAAAGAGUGAUACAGUAGGCUACUCUUAAUUUUCCAUUUCUGUUUUGCACAUGUGUAACAGCUACAUGCAGCCACAGACUGUAACAUAACGACAUGAUGUACACACAGGUUACUUGCUUCAAUGUACCCUGGCAUUGAUUUUCCAAGUCUCUGGAAAGAUGGAUCUGUAUCAGUCUUCCAAAAGAUUUGAUGGUUAUGGAGUUGAGUGUGUAACACAUCAAUCCAAAUUCUCCCCUGUUUGACUGGGUUCAGAUGUGGUGACAGGGUAGAUAGUACAUCAGACCAUGUGUACUUAUGAGAUUCCCUCAGGGUAAUGUGUGUCAGGCAGUAUUUAAAAUGAUAACUCAUAACCCAUGUUGGUGUUUUUCAGAUCUUGCAAGUAAGAAAAUAAAUCCUUAAACAUGCAAACACAGUCUGUAGACUGCGCUGGGUGCUAAUGGUACAGGUCAUCCACAAGUGCAAAGCACAGAAAUAGACAAUUAGUCAUUUUUAAUAUUUGUUCAAAAAUCAAACAAUUAAAAAAGAACAGAAACUGUGUAUUUGUGGAGAAGUCAAGCAAAACAUUUUGAUUUAUUUUGGACUUAAAGAAGUCUCCCAUGGACAGAGCUUCCUGCAACUUUCCACUAACCGGAGUUUCAUUAAAUAAUGGAAAUGUUUGUGAGACAAAACAUAUAUUUUUAGGUUUUUCAGACAGAAUUGAAAACAAAUUGGGUAGAAAGUUUACACAUUUUUGCUGUAAUGUAAACUUUAGUUAGAAUGGUCCAUAAAGCCAAACGAUAGAUCCUUAUUUUGUCAUUUUUACACUUCCAUGAACUUUAGUAUUCCAACAGUCAGAAUGGGCUUAAACCCUAAUGCCAAAACCUGUUACCUGGGUUUAACUGAACUUAUAACUUCUCUGUUUGGUUGUUUUUUGUUGUCUUGUUUUGUUUUAGUUGAGUCAGUCUGCUUUGGAGUUCAUACUUAAAAGAAGCAGAAUCUGGGAUUUAUAUGUGUCACUUAGUCUUUUCUGAAUAAAUUAAGCCAAAUGAGAAAAAGCUAGAAUUCAUAUC